Molecule: messenger RNA, 477 nt
Organism: Boeremia exigua
Lineage: Eukaryota; Fungi; Ascomycota; Dothideomycetes; Pleosporales; Didymellaceae
Exons: 1
Coding region: 1-477 (158 amino acids)
Source: RefSeq, a predicted model, not a curated record
AUGGAGGACUUCGAUGAGAAUGAUGAAAUGGCUGCCAUGAUGGGUUUCUCUUCGUUUGGCGGCAACAAAAAGCGGAAAUUUGAUCAUACAAAAUCGCCAGCCAAGGAUGACGAUACUGCCAGCGGUGCCAACUCGACUGAAUUGGGUAUGCGAACCAAAGAAUUAGACAAUCAACAAACGAGCGGUAGAAGCACUCUCAGUGCUGCAGCUCCUGCAAAGGAGCCGUCAUCGGCGGAUGGGCUUGCACGCUUUUUAGCUCGUGGGCAGGCAUUGCCGGAGAAGCCACCUGCAGCUGCGCCAGGUCACGACGUCGAUACUUCAGCGUCAGAAUUGGUUUCAUUCGGUGGACCAUCUAUUUCACGCGCUGAACUGAAUGCCCUACGCUUUGGAGCUAAGAAUGCGGAUGGCGACACGGCCUACUUCCUGCCCAGCUUCGUAGAGGACCCAUGGGCAAAGUUGCUUCCAAGUCAUACUUAA